AUGGGCGGUUUAGGGGUUUUGAAUCCAAAACUGCAACAAGGUGCCCUUCAGCUCCGUUGGCUUCGACCUCUAUUCCAAUCCACUUCGUCUCCUUCUGGUCUGGUGUUGCCUUGGCUGCUAUAUCUUCUUCGGCAUUAUCUACCUGAUGUCCAUCCCCAUCUUCCUUUCAUUUUUCCUGACCUCAGACACCCUCGAUUCCGAACUUACACCAGUCCUUUCUUUAACCUUUUUGCUGCCUGCGAUCUCUUGCCUCACGAUUUUGACUCUACUGUGAUAAAUCUACCGACUUGUCUGGACAUUCCUCUCGCCUCUGCAGUUGUGGUUCCACAUGGUCUCCCUGCUUUUCCUGCUUCUUGGCGUCACCUCCGGAUCCGGGAUGCCUACGAGAUCAACACCACUUUGGAUAUCCUUUCUCGCCGCUUACCUUCUUCCUUUCCUCGUUCACCACGCAUCCUCCGCAAAGUCCUUCAGCGGGUGGAUGAUCACUCUCUUUUCCUUCACGCAUUCGUCAUUCGCGCUUGCCUGCCUCAAAGUAUCUUGACCGAACAAUUCCCUGACUUGAUGGCUCGCACGGGCACUGAGGUUGACCCUUCCACACUCCUGUCGGCCCUCUCUCUUACCUUUCCUUGGAAACGCUUGUCUACACGCCAAUUCCGUUCCUCCUGUGAAGUCGUCACUUCUUCUAUCGAGGAUGUACCGCACAACAUACGAGCCAUCAAAUGGCGUCAAUUCUGGUCUUUUAUCCUUCCGUAUGCCUCUCGCAACAUUUGGUUCCGGCUGCUUCACCACAAGAUCUCAUGUCAAUCCGUGCUGCAUAACCGUAUUCCCACCUCAUUUCCCUCCCCUAAUUGUUCGCUGUGUGGAACGGAAAUUGACUCUCAAGACCAUUUUCUCUACGCAUGCCCACUCAAGCUUCCUCUCUGGCACACACUCUGGCUCGCGCAUUUCGGCUUUUCCCCCCAAUCCUCUGACAUUCACAAUGCGCUAUACAAGUUUUCCUUCCCUCCCCCCCUUGAUCCCACUUCACAUCCUGCCUCAAUCCUUGGCUCUGUUCUUUUAGCCUUGUGGAGACAUCACUGGGCUUUCAUAUUCGAUCAAUCACCUUUCGUUGCCGCUAAUGCCACUACCACUGCCAACUCCCUGCUUUCCCGUUUACAAUCCGAAGAAAACCUUGAUCAACGCCCUUUUUCUGUCUAA
Messenger RNA from Phycomyces blakesleeanus NRRL 1555(-), 1197 nucleotides. RefSeq lists its product as hypothetical. Bases 1 to 1197 code for a protein of 398 amino acids. The transcript has a single exon. The record is from RefSeq and is a predicted model, not a curated record. NCBI's taxonomy places the organism in Eukaryota, Fungi, Mucoromycota, Mucoromycetes, Mucorales, Phycomycetaceae.